Messenger RNA from Drosophila kikkawai, 1233 nucleotides. RefSeq names its product Gustatory receptor 58b (gene Gr58b). The record is from RefSeq and is a predicted model, not a curated record. Gene Ontology annotation, molecular function: sweet taste receptor activity. Lineage: Eukaryota; Metazoa; Arthropoda; Insecta; Diptera; Drosophilidae. Gene Ontology annotation, biological process: sensory perception of taste; male courtship behavior; chemosensory behavior. Gene Ontology annotation, cellular component: membrane; axon; dendrite.
AACACCAACAUGUUGCACCCGAAACUGUGUCGCAUGUUGAACUUUGUCCACUACCACGCCGUGUUCUUCGGCCUGAUGGGCACCACUCUAAGGAUACGCUCGCACAGGAGGAUCAUCCGCUUGGAGAAGGUCUCCUGGGCGUACCUGAUCUACAGCUUGUUCGUAGGCACCUGCCUGUUGCUGAACAUCUACUUCAUGUUUCCUCAGGCCAUACUGGACGGUUACACAAAGUCCAACAUCGUCCUCCAAUGGAACUUUUUUGUGCAGAUUGGCCUGCAACUAAUGGCUAUUUUGGGCUGCUAUGGAACCAUUUGGCUGAAGCGCCGGGAUAUCAUAGAGUUCUACAAGGAAUCACUGAAUUACUGGAAGAAUUAUGGGAAAAUAAUGAAUGCUAUUGUGGAUAAGGAGGAACUCAAGGAGCUGCAACUGUCGCUGGCCAGGACAAUGUGGCAAAUAGUGUUUGUUUUGUAUUCGUACUUCUUCUUCUCUUCGGUGGUUCAGUACCAAUUGCUGGAUGUCGUUACCCAAUAUAGUUUGAUGGCUUUAGCCGGAAGGUUUUCCCAUUCUCUGCAAUUUGUGGCAGUUAAAAUGGGUUUCUACGGAGUCCUCAUACUGCUAGAUCACCAAUUUGGGGUAAUCAAACUGGCAUUAAGAGUCCUGCACAGGGAGAGCAGCAAAAGGAAAUGGAAAACCCUGCGUGCCAUAGCUAGAAUGCACUUGGAAACCCUGCAGCUGGCCCGGAGGAUAUUCAAGCUUUACGAUAUAGCCAAUGCCAUUGUGUUUUUGAAUAUGUUCAUGAGCACCAUGAGUAUCCUCUACCAUGCCGUCCAGUAUGGCAACAGAACCAUCAAGUCCGACAGCUGGGGCAUGAUUUGCGGCAACGGAUUGGUGGUGUCUAACCUGUUUUGCACUCUUAUGCUGAUGAACAUGCUGGACAGGGUGGUUAGCGCCUGCAAUAAUGUGGGAGAGCAGCUAAAGGAGUUCAAUGAUCUCCCUAGGAUCAACGGGAAAUUUCAGAGGGAGUUGGAUGACUUUGCCAUGCAACUAAGACGCAACCACUUGGUCUACAAAAUCUGCGGAAUUGUGGAACUGGACAAACCCGCUGGUCUCAGUUAUAUAGGCUCAAUCCUGAGCAACAUUAUUAUCCUGAUGCAGUUCGAUUUGAGGCGGCAGCAACAGCCAAGCAAGAGUCAGUACUUUGAACAUUUUUCCAAAAACAAUUCCAAGUUUUAG